Mesorhabditis belari is the source of this 3012-nucleotide messenger RNA. The record is from the annotation of a GenBank genome assembly. Lineage: Eukaryota; Metazoa; Nematoda; Chromadorea; Rhabditida; Rhabditidae.
AUGCUUCCGCGACCGUCGGGUCGAUUGCGGACAAUCGCCUGUCUAUUCGCUUUAUUUCUAGCUGUAAUUGCUGAAGUGGUCCCAGCUCGGCGCUCUUGUCGACGCCAUUUUUUGGCUGGUCAAAGCAAGACACAAAUCCUUCCAUUAAGGCUAAAUGAUGGAGUGCAAUCGAAUGUACUUUGUGAGAUGCCUCACACUGGAGGAACGGAAAUCGUCACUGUGAUUCAAAGCGGUCUUUAUCAAUCAUAUCAAGUUCGCGAGAAGAAAACCGUCGGAUUUCAAAUUCGUGAUUUGGAUUUGCUGCAAGAUAUCUUGCGAAGGAACAAUUGCCGUCAAAAUGUCACAAUCAUUUGGCCACCUGGUUUCAACAAUGAGAAGGGAAUUGAUCUGAAAGUUGCUUCUGUCCUCAACACAGUCACAACAUUCUCAUUUUCUGAUGCAAUCGCUAAUCAAAUAGAAACGAUUUUGGACGGAGAAGCAGCCGGGAUUCUCCAUGUUUUCCCUCAAGAACCCAACUCAGAACUGGCGCCGACUAUUCAAGCAUCGGAAAUCAGAUGUAUUCAGCGAAUCAAUCCACAACCUGAAUGUUUAAUUGAUUCGGAUCGUGGCGUCGAGAUCUCAUUUGGUGCAAGUGAUGAAUAUUUCGAGUUCACUUUUCGAACCGAUCACACAGCGCAGAGUCUCUUUGAAGUCUAUAUGACUGAGAAUCUCGUCAGUCACUAUCGAUUGGAGAAUGAUUUCUUUAUGAGAAUCGAUGGUUAUCCCAGAAAUUAUGUGGGUAUGUUGGCGGAUGGACGAUGGCAUACAGUCAAGUUUCGAAUCUCGACGAGAGCCGUAGAAAUCGAUGGACGAUACAAGUUUCAACCGAAUCUCGGCUUAGAUGAGAUGAAAGUGAUUCGAUUGGUUGUAAAAGUCGAUGGACAAGUGAUCUUGACUCAUCCGGUUGAUGUGGCUAAUGAGUGCAUGGAAAGUGAUCGAUUGCAUAAAUUGGGACAAAACCUUCGAUCUCGUGAGUUCUGUUGGGAUCAACCGAUUUGCACUUGUAAAAUUCUUUCCUCAAUUUUCGAUCCUCUUCCAUCACCAGCUUGUGGACACAGAGAAAAUGAAGAACAACAAGCUUAUCAUCUUCUCCGUGUUCCCGAUCUUCUCUCUUUUCUUUAUUUACCUGAUGUUUUGAGUCCAUUGAGUAUCAAAACGGCGAUGACUUUUCGAUCGGAUGCAGACUCAGGAUUAUUGAUGUUUGGGAGUUGGAAAGAAGAGGAAGAAUGGGGAAGAUUUCAGGUGCACUAUCAUGGCGAGAAAAUGACAGCAAUGUAUUGCACUCAAAGUGAGACUUUCGAUGAGAAAUGCUCAGCUUGUGCUGUUUACAGAAUUGGAGGUUUUUCAUCGGACAACUGGUCAAGAGUUGCUUUCUAUAAAGAUUUGGAUUCCUACUAUUUGAUGGUUGAUCGAGAGUUGUGCGAAUUAAAGUUGCUCACUGAGGAGAACGAGUUUGACACAUCUGAGAUGUACAAGACUUUACUCAUUCGUGGCUCGGUUCUUUUCAUCGGUGGAAUGUUUCAUAAAAAGGUGAAACCCGGGAUUUACAAGGAGGAUUUUCGGCAGAAAUAUUUUGAGAAUACAAGAGAGAAAUUGCCGUCAUUAAGAGGUUGUGUGAAAGAUGUUUUCUCAAAUGGUCAUCGAGUGAAUUUACAUGAGGAAUUCGAGAGACAAAUGACAAAGACACUUGUCGCUCCUCAGAAACGAUCAUUUGGAGUGAUGCGUGGCUGUGGCGUUUGCGCAGUUCGCUGUAAAGGAGAUGCUCGUUGUCGUCCGAUGACAAGCAGUCGAGACCCGGAAUUCGCAUGCGAUUGUGCGGACAAUUAUCAAUAUUCAAACUUUGGCACUUGUCGAAAGCCUAGAGACGGAAGUCUCUCUCUGUCAGCCACCUCUCUAAACGCUUAUCGAUCAAUCUACACAGUGCCGAGAAAUUCAGGAGUACUGCAACGAAUCUGGCUCAAAUUGCGUUUACCAAGUGUAGAAUUAAAGGAAAACACACCACUCGUCAUGUUUUAUUCAUAUGGACGAAUUAUUUUCCGAGUCUUCUUAGACGUUUAUGGGAGUUUGAAUGUACAAAUGAAUCCUGAGGAUCCAGGAGUGUUCACAGCAAGUGCUGGAAAACAAAUCCCGAAAGGCGAUGAUCGGAUUCAUUUGGUGAAAUUGGAGCGACGAACUCCACUCGGCACUCAUCCAUCAAGACGUUUCUUUAACUUAUAUAUCGAUGGCAGCAAGUUCAGCGUUCAAGAUCCGGGACUCCCAUUGACGAGUGUCGAGUUUGCAUUGAUCAAUGUUCUAAACGAUAAAGAGGCUGGUUGUGUGACUGAUUUUGGAGCAGCUUAUGAAUAUGAUGAGCACAAUGGAGGAAUGGUUCAACAGAUUGAUCUUAAAGGAUUGAUGAUGCAAGAUUUGGGACUCUCGGAUGGCAAUGAUACUUGUGGAGCGGUUGAUCCGAGACUUUGGAUCUACGGACCCCCAGAAAGUGAGCCAUCGGUCUUCGGAAAGAUUCACGAUUACACGCCGAAUGGUCGACCCGAAGCAGCUCUUUUAUUAUCUCCUCAAUGGAUGAUCUACUCAGUUCUCCUGACUUGUUUCCUCGUUCUUUUAAUUCUCCUUUGUCUCUGUCUUUAUUGUUUCUUGCUCAAGAAAGGUGGAAAGAAAAUCGAUGAUGAUGACCUUUAUCCGGAUUCAAAAAUGAGCCGUCAUUUGAUCAGAAGACGAUCCGAUGAAUAUCCAGUGAUUAUGAGAAGGCCAACACUGGAAUCAAAUCGAGACAGCUAUAUUUCGGAUAGUUUGGACAAUUCGGAUAUUCGGGCUUACGAUGACAUUCGGACACACAAAGUCAAGAUUGACAGGGAAUCGAUGAUCUCCUUUCUCGAUCCAGUGAAUGAAGAGAGUCGACUCGCACAAGCAAGAAUAGUGAGGAGAAAUGUCGAUGAGAAUGCUCCACUCGUUCAUAUUCACGAUUUUGAGCAC